Messenger RNA from Onychostruthus taczanowskii (white-rumped snowfinch), 12220 nucleotides. RefSeq names its product centriolin (gene CNTRL). The record is from RefSeq and is a predicted model, not a curated record. NCBI's taxonomy places the organism in Eukaryota, Metazoa, Chordata, Aves, Passeriformes, Passeridae. Bases 259 to 7272 code for a protein of 2337 amino acids. Gene Ontology annotation, molecular function: protein binding. The transcript is spliced from 45 exons.
CCGACCGGACAAAAUGGCGGCGGGGCGGCCCCUCAGGGAGCGCCCUUAAAGGAGCCGCAGCACCCCGCGCUCGGCGGUGCGGGUGGUGAUUGCUCUCCGAGGGGAAGGAGGCGGCGGAGAGGCGCGUUGAGAACCGGUGCCAUCCUUCGGGAGCGCUGCGAGGCCGCCCUGCCAGCCCGUGCCGCGGCGGCGAGACGGCGUUACCAUGUCAACGCAGUUCUUCCAGGUAUUGCCAUGUGAUACCCAGCACCUCUGGCAAUGAAGAAAGGCUCUGUAAGGAAAGUUUCAGGUAGAAAACCACAGUCAUCAGCAUCCCUGAUACCUCAGCCAAUGUCACCUGUCAGUUCUGGUGCCACACCUCCACGUCUUGGCCAACAGACACCUCCAGCUGCUCCCAAAAGCAUGGAGCAGAGACCCCAACAAUGGGAUAUUCCAGCAGAAAAUGUUGGAGCUGCUUUUAAAUUGCAGAAAGGUGAAAAUGGUGUUAGCCCAGGGGUUAGGUACAUAACUGAACCCCUUAUAAAGGGUCUGUCAAAACAUCAAAAUCUGGCAUGUAUAAGCUCACUGAAUCUCUCUUCCCCAAAGGAUGGGGACAAGAAAUUUAAGUACAUAGAAAAUUUGGAAAAGUGCUUCAAACUAGAGGUGCUAAACCUUUGUAACAACCAAAUAGAGAAGAUUGAAAAGUUGGAUAAACUGCUGAAGCUGCGUGAGCUCAACUUGUCUGGCAACAGGAUCAGCAAAAUUGAAGGCAUAGAACAUUUGCAGAACCUACAGAAGCUGAACCUGGCAGGGAAUGAGAUUGAGCACAUUCCUGUGUGGGUAGGGAAGAAACUGAGAUCGCUGCGCAGCCUGAAUUUGAAACAGAAUAAAGUGUCCUCACUCCAUGAUAUAGCUAAACUAAAGCCUCUGCAAGAUCUGACUUCUCUGUUCCUUGCUGGAAACCCAGUUGCAUGUCUGCCUCACUACUGCUUGUACACCAUAUUCCACCUGAGGGCACUGGAAAACCUGGAUGGACAGCCAGUGACAAACCAUGACAGGCAGGAAGCUCUGGAGAGGUUUAAUUUGGAAGAGAUAGAAAAAUUAGAAAGAGAGUUGGAAAACACAAAAAAGGAGAUGGAGAGCGUGAAACUUAACCAGACCAAAGUGCUUGAGCAACUUCAGCAUCAAGAUGAGCUCAACAAGUCACUAAAGGAAAAGGCUGUGCUACAGAGACAAAGCUUUGAGGAGCUACAGAGGGACCUGGGCACCAAAAAUGAGCUGUUCUGCUUUCCACUCUCUAUUGGAAUUGUGCUGCAUGUUCUCCUUCAGCUGAAGCAGAAGACAGUGGAGCUGACCCGGGCUUGCCAGAAGCAGUAUGAGCUGGAGCAGGAGCUGGCCUUUUACAAGAUUGAUGUCAAAUUUGAGCCCUUGAAUUAUUUGCCCUCAGAGGAGGUUGAACUUGAUAAUGUACCUGGUGAAAGUCCCUACAUUGGCAAGGCCAGGUACAAAAGAAAUAUGUUCAUAAGGGAAGGCUACAUCUCUGACAAAGCUCAGCAGCUGCAGGUUGGGAAAAUGCAACAGCAGGAAGAUGGCUCCUGUAGGAAACCCCAGCUGGAAUCACAUCUCCAAAGUCUAGAUAAAAUACUGCAGGAGAAAAAAGAAAACAUUAAUUCAGCACAAAGAAGAUUAGAAGAACUGCAAAGUGAAAUUGGAGAUGCAGAGCAACAAGUGCUGAAAGUAACAGGGGAACUGCAACAACUGGAGGAUGCUCUGGCUCAGAAAAAAAUCUGCCAGGCUAGCAAGGAAGCAAUUGAACAGAAAUUGAGUGAAAAGUUACAAAUCCUGCAGGAGCUACGCAAUGAAACCUUACAACUGGAAAAACAAAUAGAGAAACAGAAAAGAGAAAUAGGGAAAAAUCAAAAAGAGCUUGAAGAUUUGCAGAGUUCUCUUGGUUCUGUAAAUCCUGAGGAUCCAAGGCAUGCUCACAUGAAAGCUCAAAAAGCAAGUAAAGAACAGCACCUGGAUAUGAUGAACAGACACUGCCAGCAGCUGGAGACUCGCCUGGAUGAGAUGCUCUGCAGGAUUGCCAAGGAAACUGAGGAAAUCAAGGACUUGGAGCAGCAGCUCACUGAUGGUCAAAUAGCAACAAAUGAAGCACUGAAAAGGGAUUUGGAAAGUAUUAUCAUUGGCUUACAGGAAUACCUGCAGAGUGUGAAGCAUCAGGCAAAACAGGCCAAUGAGGAGUGUAAGAAGUUGCAGAAGGAAAAAGAAUCUUUGCUGGGAAGACUGGCAGGUCUGGAGGAGGAUAAAAACAACCUGGAAGUGGUUGCCAUGGAUGCAGAAAAUAUGAGAAAAGAAAUUGCAGUGCUGGAGAGUUCACUCCAGGAGCAGAGAGAGAUUAAUGAGUCCCUUCAAGGUGCUCAGGAGAAGGUCAGCACCCACAAGGCUGAGCUGGAAGCUCAAUUAAGAGAGAGAGAUGCUGAAGCCAAGCAGCAAAAAGAAGAAUUUGAAAGAUUGAAACAACUUAGCCAGAUGGAGCUGUCAGCCCUGCAGGAUGAACUUGAAAGGGAAAGACAGCUGUUAGAGAAUGCUCAGACCAAAGCACAGCUGGCAGAAGAAAAGGAACAACAAAAUUACAAGCUGCAUUUACAGUUCAAGCAAUUGCAGGGAGACAAUAAUUUCCUAAAACAACAGCUUAAAGAUCUCCAGAAUCAGCUGAACCAUGCAGUUGGUAACUUAAUUCACCCUGAGGAUGUCAUGGCUUGUAUAAAUGAACUCAGGAAAAGGCUACAGGCAGGAGCAGGAGAGAUGAAGUGCCCAAAUUCAGCGGAUAUUUUAGGGAAAAACCUUGCAAGUCUGCAGAAGGAAUUCAGUGACAUCCUUGCUGAUGCACAGAAGGAGAAAGAGAAAGCAUGGGCUGGACAGAGACAGUUGCAGGAAGAAGUGGUAUCCCAGCAGGAAAAACUGGAACAAAUGCAGGAGAAAUACAGACAGGUUAAAGCUGAAAACAGGCAAAGUAAGAACAAGGUGCAUCAGUUAGAGAAUGAAAUUCAAUGUUUACAUGAAAAAAUAAAGAGCAUGGAAGAAAUUCAGGGCCUGGCUGAUCAGCAGCUCCAGGAGGCAGAUGAAGAAAAAGAGGCUAUUCUUGCUCAGCUGGAGGAUUUAGAGAAAAGGAAAAAAAUAGAAGAUGCCAGGGCACAAGUGCAAGUGCUGAGUCUGGACAAGGAGCUGAAGGAGCUGCAGAGAGCAGUGAUCACCUCGGACAAGCUGGCAGCCACCGAGCUCUCCAUCGCUGCCAAGCAGCUCAAGGCUCUGCAGGGCACUGUGCUCAGGAUCCACCAGCAGAGAGCUGAGGAGCUUGAGGAAGUCCAGGAGUUCUGUGCUGAGGCAGCUCGUGCUUCCCAGGCUCUUGCCAAAGCAGAAGCAGAAAGAGAAUUGCUACAACAACUCCUGAAGGAGAAGGAAGAGCAACUUCUGCAGGAAAUGGAGAAAGCUGGUGAGCAAACUGUUGCAUCAGACACUCAGAAGUUUGAAAUUAAUAAACUAAAUGAAGCUGUGGAACAGCAAAAAGCAGAGAUUGACCGUUUGAAAUGGUUCUUGGAUAAUAUUGGGACAGGUAACAAAGAUGAAAUUGAAACCUUACAGGAUGAAAUUGCAGCCCUCAGAAAUGUGCUCUUACAGCAGAAUGGUCAGAGCCCCAGUACAGCAGAGCCCCUGAAAAGAGGGGGAUACUGGUACUACCUGCCAUCAUCACAGGCUUCAACUCCUGCUUCCCAGAGCACUAAAGACUCUGGAGUGUGUUUGGGGUGCUCUGGCACAUCCCCAGCCAGGAGGGAGGAUGCUCAGGACAAGCCCUGGGGGAGGCAGGACUUGCCCAGCCAAGGAUGUUGGGUUUAUUCACCAGUCAGAAACAGGCUGUACGAAGCAAAUUCUGGCAAAGAAAUAAGAGCAAAAGAAGAUGGUGAAGGAAAUGCAGGAUCUCCUGUCCCUGAAGCCUCUCCCUUUGUCCCACCCCCGGGCACAGCCCUUCCAGAUGGGGCCCCUGCACCUCAGGGCGUGGGGGUUUAUGGCCCUCCUCCUGCAGCAGCCCCUGGAGCUCCAGUUGCUCCUGGAUCCAUCAUCCAUAGCCCACCUCCUCUGGGAUCCCAGGUGGUUUGUGGCCCUCUGCCUCCAAACUUCACAGUGCCACUGGUUCCCCUGGGAGUGCUCCACUGCAACGUGCCUGAACAUCAAGAUCUGGAGAGUGAAGUCUCAAGGCUGGAAGACACUGUGUGCUAUUUAAAGUCUCAGAAAUACAAAGAGAAAUGCUCAGAGGCAGCUGAGCAUAAAUACAGAAAGGAGGUGGAAAGAUUGCAUGGAAAUGUUGAAGAACUUGAGCAGGAAAGAGAAGAGCUGGAACGUGAAGUGGCAGAGCUGCGCCGGGCAGCUCAGAAACUGAGCACACACAGGGACUUCAUUGACGGCCACACUGACAGCCUCCCUGCAGAGCUGCAGCUGGAGAAGUCCCUUCAGCAGCAGGAAGAUGUUGCAGAGGAGAUUGAGUGUGCAGAGAAAACCCUCCUGAAACGCCGGGCUGAGCUCAGAGAGGCUGACAGGCUCCUCUCAGAGGCUCAGGUGGAACUGGAGAGCACCCGGGGCAAGACUAAAGAGACUCUGCAGAAGUACAACCGUGCCAAACACCAUUUGUCCUGCACUGAAAUGGAGGCAGAGGAGCUGGAGCAGAGGGCUCAGGAAACAGCCACCAAACUUGUGGAAGCAGCUCAGCAGCUCAGGUUAUUACAGACAGAUACGAGGGAUUUGGAACAGCUUAAGAGGGAACAAGAAGGUAUUUUGAAGGAAAUCAACAAAAUGGUGGCUGCAAGAGACUCUGAGUUGCAGUCAUUAAACCAGAAGAUAGAAAUGCUCACUGAAAGUCUGCAGAAGCUCCAGGAAGACAUCAGACUUGCAGAAGGUAAUGAGGGCCAGCAUCUCCAAAUCAUCAGGGAAGCAGAAAACCUUGUUCAGGGCAAGAAAACUGAACUGGAAACAUUGAAAGAUCAGAUUUCUGCUCAGAAGGAAGAGCUCUUGUUCCUGGAGCAGCAGGUGACUCAAAAAACAGAAGAGCUCCAUGGCCUUCAGGACUGCAUUUCCCAAAGGACAGGUGACCUCAGAGAAGCUCUUCGAGAUGGAGAGACUGAAGCGCAUGAAAAGCUUCGCCAAAUAAGGGAAAUAAAAGUACUUCUGGGAGAGCUCAGUGUUGAGAAGAAUGAACUGGAUGUCCAGAUGAAUGAGAGAAGUGCACAGCUUUUGGUCCUAAAGAAGGAUAUUAGAAAGGAGGAGGAAAAUCUUCAGGGAAUACUUGGGCAAAUUAGCAAGCAUAAGAUGGAACUGAAACAUGUGCUGGAAAUGCUGGAGCUUGAGAAGAAUGAGCUGGAAGGUUUGAAACUACAACAUGAGCAGAAGGUGAAUGAGCUGGAAAAGACCCAGGUGGCUGUUCUGGAGGAGAAGUUAAAACUGGAGAAUGUUCAGAGGUUGUUUCAGUGUCAGCAAGGGGAGGUGGAUUGGCAGGAGCAGCUCCUCAGGAAGGACCGUGAGGAGAACGAGCUCCUGGGCUGCCAAAUGAGAGCUCUGCAGAGCAGCAUCGAGGCUCUGAGCAGAGAGAAGGAGAAGCUGCAGGAGGACUCCAGGACUUUGGAGAAGAGGUUGUCACAAACCAAAAGAGACUUAACUGCUGCUGAAGACAGCAGCAGAACUGCACUGUCUGACAUGGAAAAAGUGGAAUUGGAAGUUAAGAACCUGCAGCAGGAGGUGGAGCUACUGAACAAGCAGAAGAAAUCACUGAAUGCAGAGAUUGUUGCUGUCCAGGGGGAUCUUCAAGGGAAAAAGGAAGAACUGGAAAGACUGAAAGCAGAGCUGAAUGACUCGAGGCAGCAGCUUCACCUCGUGGAACAGGAUUUGGAAAACAACUCCAGGCAGCAGGAGGAGCUGCUCAGAGAGCAGGCAGCCCUGAAGGAAGACAUCCAGGGGUAUUUAAGGAAACGUAAGGAAUGCCAGGAGAGGCACAGGAAGAGGCAGAACCAACUGCAGCAGCUCCAGAAAAAGAUUGAGGAGAAGGAAACAGAACUCGCCCAACAGGAAGCGGUUCUUCAUCGCCUCAAGCAAAACUCAGAGCAUGAAGGGAAAAAACUGGAAGAAUGUGCAGCUAAAGUGAAGGAUCAGAAAAUCCUGUUGGAAAAGGAACUAACAGAUCAACACAAGAAACUGGAGCAGGCAAUAGCUAAAGUCAGGAUGGCAGAGGAGAACCUUGGCAAGCUGGAAAAGGAGGAGUCCCGGUGUGCAGCUCUUGAAGAAACCAUCAGAAAAAGCAAACAUCAGCUCUCAGAAAAAGAAAUACAGUUGCAACAAAAAGACAGAGAAAUACAGUGUCUUCAGAAAGAACUGGAGGUCUCCAAGUCUGAGCUAAAGCAACUUCAAGGUCAGAUAGUGUCAGAGAGGAGAGAAGCAGAAAAACAAAUCUUGAAUCUGAGAGAAACACAGAAAAUGCAAAGGAUGGAGCUUGAAAAAAAACUGCUAGAGCAGAAGCAGGGAAGUGGCAGCUUGCAGAGUGCCGGGGCCGUGGCUGAGCUCGUCACCCACAGCCACUGCCCACCAGCUGAGCACCCUGGGGGGGACCCGGGCCAGCCCCCACGGGACUGCAGCCACCCCCAGAGCCAGGUUAAAACCCAAGACCUGGAAGAGAGACAAAGGGAAAUGGAGAGUGCAGCAACCUUGCUUAACCUGGAGGUUGAAAAUGAGAUUAGGACAGGGUUUGAAUCUUCACACUCAUCUUCUUCAGACCCCUUGGGAGAUAUGGAAGCAUCAUUUGAAGGAAAGAGGAGCCUGCAGUGUGAGUGUGAGAACUCAGAGACUGCUUCCUUCACUGCUGCUGACAGACAGCUCCUCUCCUUGGAAGAAAAGUUCAAUAUUUCCAGAUUCUUCUUACUGGAUGAGCAGUGGCGGGGAGAGGCACGCCGGGAGAAGCUGCAGCAGCAUGAGGACAGGCUCAAGGCGCAGCUGCGGCGCUGCCUGGCCAAGCAGGCCGAGGUGCUGCUGCAGGGGAAGCGGCAGACGGCCGGGAGCCUGCACAGCCUCCAGCGCCAGCUGCAGGUGCUGGAUGACCUGGUCAGCAGCCCUGCUUCAGAUUCCUUCUUCCUGCCCAGCAGCCCCAGCCUGGGGUCUCUUCACAGUGUAACAAAAGCUCAGGUCCCCAUCAGCCCGGGAAGCGCGUUGGGAUCACCAGUGCUGCGUUCCAGCUCCCAGGGAGCCUCUCGGUGAAGGCCAGAGCUUGUCCCAGCACAGUAAACUGGGCACACAAAGCACAUGUUCCUGCAGGAUCCUCCCCCUGCCACCUCCUUUCUGGGCAGGGCAGGAGCACCACACUCACAGCUCAGCUCCAUUUGAUGGCACACAGGGCCAAACUGGGGGUCCUUGAGGUCACUGGAAGUAUAAAAGAAAGCUUGAACAGACUGAUUUAUACAUGCAACUACUUCAGGAGGAGAGCUGGAACUGCCCUGUUUCCACAAACAACAGCUGGGUGUCACAGCCACGAGACACCAAGAGCACCAAUGUGCACCAGAGAUCUCCUGUGCAUUCUGAGGAUGGAAAUAUCCAGUAACUGAUGCUGGUAACAACCCAACCAAACCAACCAGCAGCAUGAACUCCGAGACAGGGAACCAACCACCUGUGUGGCUAUGAAAUCUGCAGAAGCCAGCGUGCCCUCUCUUCUUCCCAAGACCAGGAGGCCAAGGAGUGCCAAGUACUCCCAAACACAGGGAAGUUUCAUGUUUCUGAGCACAUGACUUUAGGAUAUCACUGUGUGGUAAACAAUGGUGUGCUGCUGUCCUGUUCCAGCCAGGAGGGAAAUGCAUCCUGCAAUCCAAGUCUAGAAAGUGAGGAGUUUUUUUUAAAGCACUGACAAACCAGGAACUCAGUGCAGUCUCUGUCACAAACUGAAUUUGAAGCGAGUCUAAACUAGAUCUUCAUUGCUAAAUACACAGCUCUGUUUGUCAGGCUGUUUCUGCUUGCUGUGUCCAUUUUCAUUAUGUCCUCUAAGUAAAGAAGUUUUAACUAUGCUGUUUCAAUACUAAAAACUACUGGUAUUACAUUUAUUCCAAGGGUCACAUUACAGAAAAGAUUCUGAAAUACUCCAAACCAUUAGUAAAGGUCAGGAAUAUUUUCUGGAGGACAGAGGAUUCCUUUAAAUAAAAAAAUAAAAAAAAAUCAAGCAAUACUAAACCAAACAAGUAACAAACUUUUAAACACUCAAAUUCCAAUAAGGAUUAGCAUGAAUUCAAACUGUACUCAGAUCUUGGAAUAAAAGUUAUAUUCUACAAGGACUCUGUGCUGAAGGAGAGAAAAAAAAUGCAACCAACUAAACACAGAAACCCUGCUGAGAAUUCAGCCUUGGAAAACUGAGCAGCUCAGCAUUUACUGCAGACGAAAGAAGGAAGUCCAGACAAGAACAGGGCACAAGAGGGGUCAGUAAAUUCUAAACUAUCAGCUACAUGCCAGUGCAAGGGGUUGAUGCCUUGAUAGGGUCUGCAGGAACUGGAGUUCUGCCUCCACCCUCUCUGUUCCAGACACGUGAAUCUCAAUAAUUCCAACGGGUGGGAUGGGGCUUUCCUCUUGGGAGAGCAAGAACUGCAGGCUGAGAAAGCUGCACAUAAAUAUCCACUGCUGGCACUGUGCACUGUGACAUCAAAGUCAACCAGCCAUGAGUUUACUGUUAGCAGAAAGCAGAAGUUUAGUCUGGGAGCUUGGCCUACCUGCCAUCCUUCUUCCAGACAAGGCUGCCAGCUCAGUGUUGGCUCCCUUCUCCCAGGUAAGGCUGCCCUGGAGCCCAGAGCAUUAUUGCAGGAUGGCCACUGGCCAGAGCAUCUCACUAAGCACAGAUUUAUGCUCAUUUCAAAGCCUAUACAAUUCAUUUCUGUAUUACAUUAAGAUUGGAAAUUUUGCAGUGAGCAGUGUCACCAAAUCUAUUUCCCAUAUAUCAACUUCUUAGAGGCUUUUUUUUUUUAGAACGUUAAAGAUGACCUUAAUGAGACACCAGUACAUCUACAUCUCCUCCUCUAAUCAACAAGCACCACACAGACAUUUAGAAAUCUCACUGAAGCCUUAUUUCAAGUAUCAGCUACAUCUGUACUUCCUGAGAUAAGAUUGUUCUGGGCACACUGCUGUAACAUUCUUUAUCACAGUAACAUAACUGUAAAUAUCAGAUUCACACCAGCCUUUGUGAGACCUGUGCAGUUCCUUUCAGUUCAAGGACACAGUUUUAACUCUUCACUGGAUAUCAACUGCAUUAAAAAAUUUAGUACCUUUAUGCUCAACAAGAUGUGUUAUGAAAGGAGACCAAAACCUGCAUGCAGAGGGUUUAUUGGACACUGCUGUGGUUCACACCAUCAGCUGAUGGAUGGUCCAUGUGCAGGGAUGAGAGCUGGGGAAAAAAAAUCUACCACCUUCAAACUCAGCACUGCCCAGUUGUUACUGGCUCCCUGCAAACCACAGCACUCUGCAGCCAGGGAACCACUGGGUAUUUUACAAAGGUAUUUUGUGUGGCAGCCAGGUGUCCUGUGCAUCAUUCUCCAAGGGUGUGCAGCAGGAAAAGCUCUCACAGCUGAAGCUGCAGAUUACUUGGAUGUUAAUUAACAGACAACAAUAAGAUUGGUAAGGGGGAGGAGGUGGAGAGGGGUAGAAUUGUUUCAUUUCGUAAUUGCACUUUUCCCCUGAUAAGGACUUUUGUCAAGCACACAGAACAACGUGGUUCAACUGGUACCUCACUUCAGCAGGCUACUAGAAACUGUGUGAGUGCUUCAGUUAUGGUCACCUGUCAGAUCACAGCACACUGAAGGUAACAACAGUUCUGUUAUCAAUUCAUUCACCCAAGCACUGAAUUCCCAUCGGUCUGUUGUCCACAGCAAGCUAUGAGGUCUGCUACAAUUAAAUUCCACUGUGCUUCUCUGGCUUUCACACACCAAGGACAUUCAGGUCUUCCUGGACCACAUCAACAUCUCAGCCCUCUAUCAGAUGAUGCUCUGCAGCCACCCUGCUCUGCUUAUUUAUUCAUUUUUGCAGGCUUGGCUUUACAAAGCCCUGCUGAGCCUGAUCCCCGAGGAGCCUCAGAGCCUGCUGCCUUCACACCUGUGUGACAACAUCACUUGUUGUGGGCCAGUUCCUUACUCAUCCCUCAGCUCUUCCAGAGUCAUCCUCCCUUGCUCCCCCAUUUGGAUUUCACCAAAGCAUCAGCAACAUCAGCACAAGAGAGGAAAUGUGGCUGAGGUGAUCUCUGUUCACCCAGCAGGUCUGGGAGCUGCUGUCCAGGAUCACUUGGCAUUUCCUUACUGCUCUCCUUCCCUGAGAGCACAGGAGGCCUGCAGGCUCUGGGGCUCACACUGCAGCCCUGCAGAGCCCUUUCCAGGCUGCUCUUGAAGAAAUGCAUUUGAUAUGUUCCCUAAUCCUGUCAAACACCUUAACCCAGCCUGAGGCUUAGGAGGUUUUUCUGAAGGCCUCACAGGCCUUCACUUCCCCUUCUUCCAGGAGAACUUCAUUUUUCUUUUUAAAUCAAAGCUACAUAACACAGCACCUUCUCUUUCUGACUUUGCUCACCAGCUCUCCAGUCACACCCACCUUGUCCUGGUUAUCCUUCUACUGGUUUCACAUCCUGCUUCAUUAAGUUACUCCAUUUUGCUUCCUAAACUUCCUGCAUUUAUAUGUGCACACCUCAAUUCUGCCUAACCACACCCCAGCAGCAGAGCUGAACUAAUCACUGCCUACCUGUCCUCAUCAGCCCCAGCACCUUGUGAAAUGUCCCUCCCCUCAGCCACCCUUCAUCCACUUGUAUCUCCUCACUUCUCCUACUCUCCUCUGACAGAACACUCCAGCCUGUUGUGUCUGUUCACAGCAGGAGAACCAAGAUCCAGACAUAUCAGCUAAGUUUGGGACAGAACAUACAAAACCAGCAGAGUUUUCUGUCAUUCCAACAAAUCAGAACACUCUGGAGCCCCCACCUAGGAAAACACAAGUCACAGACGUUUUAGGUAAAUAUUAACUAAGAUCUACCUCCUGUUUAGGAAGAUUCAGCAAGAUGAGAAUCAAUCUAAGCAGGUUUCAUUCGAUGCCCAGGAGUGAGCAGGUAAUUUUAAAGCAUUAUUUACAUUUCACAUCCCAGUACCUCCAGUAGAACAGGUUUGUUUCCAAACUGCUGUCCUUCAUAAGACCUCCUCAUGUUUUUUGUUACUCAUAAAAUGGAAAAGAGGAACUUCUUCCUUCCACUCAGACUUACGACAUUUUCAAAUCCCUACAGGAAGCUAGCAAAUUCCUUUAUAAACCAUAUUAAAUUGUGACAUUUAGUAAUUAAAUUCCCCAAGGUUUUUUCUUCCCAUUAGCAAGUAGUACCCAAGCAGGAGGGCCCCUCAGUCCAAACCAUGACGGGAAUCAAUCCCAGGCAAUCCAUUCCACAGGAUAACAUCUGUAAAAGAUGUGGUGGCUUGGGGUUUGAUAGGGUUUAGGAUGCAGCCAACCUGAGUAAAUCCUGUUCACUAAAGGGCUCUGUCACCUCUGAAAAACAUCCCAAAACAGAUCUACCCCAUCUCAAAGCAAAAGCCACAGCCAGCAACCUCCUUUAGUGCAAGGAAAAUUCAGCACAACUCCAAUCCAAGACAAAGCUACCAAGAGAUGUUGCAGACGCUUAGUGUGCUGCAAACAGGCAAUAAACAAUUCAGAGAAAGAAAAGAAUUUCACUGUUUAGUCUAAAUAAGCCUUGACAAAAAACCCAGUCUAGAAUACUUUCGCUGCUUUCUCAAAUAGGAAGUGGCUUUUCCCUCAACCUUCAAAGUUAUUUUUCUGUCAAAGUUCAUGACGGCACAGGCCAAUAUAACAAAAAGUAGAGAUAACGCUGCACAUCGGCCACAUAUACGGCACAACAUACACACACACACCCUACGUGCAACCGCAACAGCUCGUAAGGGGGAGAUAUAGAAACACACAUAUAAAAAUAUCGCCUGUGGCCGGGCGCUCGCCGGUGGCGUUGCCGGCCGUGCAGCGCAGGGAGCAGCGGGAGGCGGCGGUGACACAGAGCAAAGCGGCCUAGUUCUGCCCGCAGCCUCACCCCGCUCGGCCCGGCCGCCCCUUCCCCUCCCUGCCGGCCCCGGGGCCCUCCCGCAGCGCCCUCGGGGCCGCACGGCGCUCUGCGGGCACAGCUCCGCGGCUCGGGGCGGCACCGGCACCG